Molecule: messenger RNA, 1929 nt
Organism: Pipistrellus nathusii (Nathusius's pipistrelle)
Lineage: Eukaryota; Metazoa; Chordata; Mammalia; Chiroptera; Vespertilionidae
Source: the annotation of a GenBank genome assembly
AUGAUUCCCAACGGAUAUUUAAUGUUUGAAGAUGAAAAUUUCAUUGAGUCUUCGGUUGCCAAAUUAAAUGCCCUUAGGAAAAGUGGGCAGUUCUGUGAUGUUCGACUUCAGGUCUGCGGCCAUGAGAUGUUAGCACACAGAGCAGUCCUGGCUUGCUGCAGUCCCUAUUUAUUUGAAAUCUUCAAUAGUGAUGGCGAUCCUCAUAGAGUUUCUCAUGUUAAGUUCGAUGAUCUCAAUCCAGAAGCUGUUGAAGUCUUGUUGAAUUAUGCCUACACUGCACAGUUGAAAGCUGAUAAGGAAUUAGUAAAAGAUGUUUAUUCUGCAGCCAAAAAGCUGAAGAUGGACCGAGUAAAGCAGGUUUGUGGCGAUUAUUUACUAUCUCGAAUGGAUGUUACCAGCUGCAUCUCCUACCGUAACUUUGCUAGUUGUAUGGGAGACUCCCGUUUGUUGAAUAAGGUUGAUGCUUAUAUUCAAGAGCAUUUGUUACAAAUUUCUGAAGAGGAAGAGUUUCUUAAACUUCCACGGCUAAAGUUGGAGGUAAUGCUUGAAGAUAAUGUUUGCUUGCCCAGCAAUGGCAAAUUGUAUACAAAGGUAAUCAACUGGGUGCAGCGUAGCAUCUGGGAGAAUGGAGACAGUCUGGAAGAGCUGAUGGAAGAGGUUCAAACCUUGUACUACUCAGCUGAUCACAAGCUGCUUGAUGGGAACCUACUAGAUGGACAGGCUGAGGUGUUUGGCAGUGAUGAUGACCACAUUCAGUUUGUGCAGAAAAAGCCACCACGUGAGAAUGGCCAUAAGCCGAUAAGUAGCAGUUCCACUGGAUGUCUCCCUUCUCCAAAUGCCCCGGUACAAAGUCCUAAGCAUGAGUGGAAAAUCAUUGCUUCAGAAAAGACUUCAAAUAACACUUACUUGUGCCUGGCUGUGCUCGAUGGUGUAUUCUGUGUCAUUUUCCUUCACGGGCGAAACAGCCCACAAAGCUCACCAACAAGUACUCCAAAACUAACUAAAAGUUUAAGCUUUGAGAUGCAGCCUGAUGAGCUGAUAGAAAAGCCCAUGUCGCCUAUGCAUUAUGCACGGUCUGGCCUGGGGACGGCGGAGCUGAAUGGCAAACUCAUAGCUGCAGGGGGCUAUAACAGAGAGGAAUGCCUUCGAACAGUUGAAUGCUACGAUCCACAUACAGAUCAUUGGUCCUUCCUUGCUCCCAUGAGAACACCAAGAGCCCGAUUUCAAAUGGCUGUGCUGAUGGGCCAACUUUAUGUGGUUGGUGGAUCAAAUGGCCACUCGGAUGACCUGAGUUGUGGAGAGAUGUAUGAUCCAAACAUAGAUGACUGGAUUCCUGUUCCAGAAUUGAGAACUAACCGUUGUAAUGCAGGAGUGUGUGCUCUGAAUGGGAAAUUAUACAUCCUUGGUGGCUCUGAUCCAUAUGGUCAGAAAGGGCUGAAAAAUUGUGAAGUUUUUGAUCCUGUAACAAAAUCAUGGACAAGCUGUGCUCCUCUAAACAUUCGUAGACAUCAGUCUGCAGUCUGUGAGCUUGGUGGUUAUUUGUACAUAAUUGGAGGUGCAGAGUCUUGGAAUUGCCUGAGCACCGUAGAACGUUACAAUCCUGAAAAUAACACCUGGACUUUAAUUGCACCCAUGAAUGUGGCUCGGAGAGGAGCUGGGGUAGCUGUUCUGGAUGGAAAACUAUUUGUAGGUGGUGGCUUUGAUGGUUCUCACGCCAUCAGCUGUGUGGAGAUGUAUGAUCCAACUAGAAAUGAAUGGAAGAUGAUUGGAAACAUGACUUCAGCAAGGAGCAAUGCUGGGAUUGCAUCUGUAGGGAACACCAUUUAUGCAGUGGGAGGAUUUGAUGGCAAUGAAUUUCUGAAUACCGUAGAAGUCUAUAACCUUGAGUCAAAUGAGUGGAGCCCCUAUACAAAGAUUUUUCAGUUUUAA